CAGCAUGCAGUAGGCUGUGCACUUAAACAGGGAGUCACCAAUCUCACUGUACUGGACAUUCACCAGCUGAGACCAUGGCAGGGAGGAGACGAGGUCGAAAUAACAAUGGCCAUCAGCAGCAACAGGCCACUCAAAACCAGAGGAGAGUCCCACGAAAGGCGCUCAGAGAACCAGCUCCUUUUGCAAAGCCGACAGGCUCUGAAGCUGAGACUGAAAAACUGACAAUCACCCAAGCGCGGAGGGGCACUCCAGCACAUCGUCCUGUACGGGUUUACGCUGAUGGCAUUUUUGACCUUUUUCAUUCGGGACAUGCUCGAGCCCUGAUGCAGGCCAAGAAUUUGUUUCCCAACACCCACCUGAUAGUAGGAGUUUGCAGUGAUGAACUCACCCACAAAUAUAAAGGGUUUACUGUGAUGUCAGAAGAUGAACGGUAUGAUGCCCUCACACACUGUCGGUAUGUGGAUGAAGUUGUCCGGGACGCUCCCUGGACUCUCACCACUGACUUCCUCAAAUUACAUAAGAUUGACUUUGUCGCCCAUGAUGACAUCCCCUACACCUCUGCUGGAUCAGAAGAUGUAUAUAAGCACAUCAAGGAGGCAGGUAUGUUUGUGGCUACUGAGCGAACAGAGGGCAUCUCCACAUCUGAUCUCAUCACAAGGAUAGUUAGAAAUUAUGACAUAUAUGUCCGGCGUAACCUGCAAAGAGGCUACACAGCAAGAGAGCUCAAUGUUGGCUUCAUUAAUGAGAAUAAAUAUCGACUUCAGAACCAGGUGGACAAAGUAAAAGAGACGGUCCGCACUGUGGAGGAGAAGUCCAAAAGCUUUGUGUACAAAGUGGAGGAGAAGAGCCAUGAUCUGAUUCACAAGUGGGAAGAAAAAUCACGAGAAUUCAUUGGAAACUUUCUGGAGCUUUUUGGUCCUGAUGGAGCUUGGCAUGCUAUCCAGGAGAGGAGUGGACGUAUGCUGCAGGCACUUUCACCUUACUCGUCGCCACGGGGAUCUCCCAGCAGCAGUCCUACCAGACGACGCUCCAUAUCUCCAGACUCCUCCCCAUCAUUGUCUCCCUCCUCCUCUGUCAGUCCACCUUCCUCUCCAUCAGCAUCUUCUCAGAAAAGGGGCUCAAGAUCUUCAGUUAAAUCUGCCUCCACCUAUGCCAGACAUGCGCAAUAAGCAUCCAAUAUCUGGAACAAAAAACUAAAUUUGUUGUGUUUGUUAAAUUCAUUUUAAUCAUAAAAUAACAUCAUAGAUAGAGUGACUGCAUGGUGCUUUCUGCCAUACCACUCCUACAUAGCACCUUGAACACAUGAGAAUUUUGUCUUUGUAUUUCAAUGUCCUAUCUCUAUUUGAAUGAUUCUGCUCUCAGAGUGUGAAGACAAUAAAAA
This is a messenger RNA of Boleophthalmus pectinirostris (great blue-spotted mudskipper), 1381 nucleotides long. RefSeq names its product phosphate cytidylyltransferase 1B, choline b (gene pcyt1bb). Gene Ontology annotation, biological process: CDP-choline pathway. NCBI's taxonomy places the organism in Eukaryota, Metazoa, Chordata, Actinopteri, Gobiiformes, Gobiidae. Gene Ontology annotation, molecular function: choline-phosphate cytidylyltransferase activity; phosphatidylcholine binding. Bases 75 to 1169 code for a protein of 364 amino acids. The transcript has 8 exons. The record is from RefSeq and is a predicted model, not a curated record.